CUUUAGGCUGCCGGAUGUCUGCUCUCCGGAUAACCGAGGCGUUUCUGUACAUGGAUUAUCUGGUCACAUUUUUUUUAUUAGGGUGAAAUUAGAGAGAUUUUUCAUUUUGGUGGCUGGAAAGUACACCCAGCUGAAAACCAUCAACCAUUUAGACUCCAUGCUUCAUUUGAAUUGUGAUUCUGGACGCAAGUCAAGGAUGACAACUUGUUUUCGAGCACUUUGCUGCAAGGGACCACCACCUGCACGCCCUGAAUAUGAUUUGGUUUGCAUAGGUCUCACAGGCUCUGGCAAGACCAGUCUGUUGUCUAAACUCUGCAGCGAGAGCCCCGACAACGUUGUGUCAACCACAGGUUUUAGUAUAAAGGCAGUGCCAUUCCAGAAUGCCAUCUUGAAUGUAAAAGAACUUGGAGGAGCUGAUAAUAUCCGGAAAUACUGGAGCCGCUAUUACCAGGGAUCUCAAGGAGUAAUAUUUGUAUUGGACAGCGCCUCUUCAGAGGAUGAUCUAGAGACUGCUAGAAACGAGCUGCACUCAGCUCUGCAGCACCCACAGCUAUGCACUCUGCCCUUUUUGAUAUUGGCCAACCAUCAAGACAAGCCCGCAGCUCGCUCAGUACAAGAGAUCAAAAAAUACUUUGAGCUUGAACCACUUGCACGUGGAAAACGCUGGAUCCUGCAGCCCUGCUCUCUAGAUGACGUGGAUGCCCUGAAAGACAGCUUCUCCCAGCUCAUAAACUCGUUAGAAGAAAAAGAGCAUGAGGCGAUGAGAAUGUGAAAGCCGACAUAGAGUUCCCCAAAAGCCUUGAACCCGUCAUGUUAGCUUUCCACUCUAAUUCCAUGUUGCCAUCAAGACUGUCAUGGCUUUGGUAUCUGUUUCCCUCUAGCUAUUUCAGACUCUCAUCUCUCUGUUAGAGUGACCAUUCUGUAAGUCAGGUGAACUAUCAUCGGCAUUAACGGCAAGUACACACUACUGAGAGAGAAUUUAUUCUCUGUUUACCACUAACUACCUUCAUCGCAUGUCUCUUCCUUCUGUUGGUCUGAGAAUCUCUUCUGUACUUUAUGCUAAAGUGGAUGGAACUCACGGCUCACGGAGACGAAUCCCCUUCUGAAGAUCUCGGAAAGACUCCCAGCUCUUCACUAGCUGUCCCUGGGCUUGGGAUUGGAGGAUUGUAACUGUGACUCCAUACGAUGUGUAUGCCAUUGCCAUUUUCAUCAUCUCUUAGGGGUUCGAGUUUUUUACAUUUUAUCUUGUCUGUUUUUCAUAUUAUUAUUUUUGUGUGUUUGUGGAUAUUGACUUUGUAGGCUAUGAGUGAAAAAUGACCACCCAAAACGUCACUCGAUCUUUUUUUUCGUGAAACUGACACUGAAAAGCCGAGAGAGCAGAUGUGCAAGGAUUGCUUGAUUUGGCCUGCCGCCUUGUCCCCUCCCUUAGGAGCAAAGAGUCCUAGUUGAGAGAGUCGGAGCAAAUUUAGGCAAGAGCAGGCAUCACUGAUUCCCAGUUGAUCAAGUCCUCAGCUACUUCUGUUGGAGUCACUAGUCUGCAUAAAAACCCAGCUGCAACAUAAGCAUUUUUUUUUCUAAAAAAAUCAGAAACGUAUGAAUGAAAUCAAGAAAAUGACUUUUCAAACAAACAUGGCCAAAGCAUAAUUCACAGUUUAGAUUUAACCUGGCAUGGAUUUGAUAAAGCUCAAAGACGAACCCUUUUAUUUAUUCAUCAAGUGCUAAUGUCGCCUAGGGGAGUCUAGCCAGACCUCCAUUUAGUAGUUAAAGGUCUGUCAGUAUUUUUAUUAUAAACCCCUAUUUUCAGGGGUGUCAGUGUGCCCUUAGAGUAUGCUGGGCUACAGCAAACAAAUAGACUCAGUCUUUGAAACUAAAGUUUUCCACUUAACUUAAAUGAUAAAAUUGCAUAGAAUAAAUGUACAGUUUUAGUAAGAUUCAGCACCUCUGACCUUUUCUAAACCAGGAAUACUCUAUGAAUAUUGAGGUUCAUAAAUGAAAUAUAUCCUUUGGCACAUCUUGUAGACUUUUGACCACUUACUAAAAUACUAAGUGGCCAAAUGAUAGAAAACUGCUCCUCACACCCACCCACCCACACACUAACACGUCUGUCAUCCUUAGGUAAGCGUGCACUGGCACGCAGACGCCCCAGCCUCAGUGCCAUAUUUAUUACAGGGUGACGGGGAACCUUGUGACUCUCCAGGGGAUAGUCUUCAGACCCCUCACAGCGCCCAGAUGAAGUAUUUGUGAUUUCAUCUUGUAAGUGGAUUUUAAUAAAAUCGAGCUCAUACUUCUUUAAGCCUUUUUAAAUACAUGGACACAGACCAGAUAAGGAUCCGUGAUGAACCCACGGACAGCACAGACCUUUAAUCCUAGUGACCAGUUACACAAUUCCCGGUUUUUAUUUUGUCCUCUAGUGCUCAUCUCCUGUGAAAGUAAACAAAUAAAUGAUUUUGUUUUCAAGCUUUGCUCUCCCUGCAAGUUCAUUAAAUGGAGAAUGUUGUCUUUUGAAGAUCCUGUGGCUGAGUGCUCCUCGCCAUCUGUUAAAUGACUUCCCGUUGUCUGUGUGUGUUCAUGUGCGCCAGUGAUGGGCUUCUCCACAGCCCGGAGACUGUCUGCAGCGUCGCAGCCGUCAGAAUGAAAACAUUAUCAAUCAGUGCCCAACAACAGCUGUUUUUGACAAGUUUCUGUCUGACGCCUAAUGCUUCACAACUGUCAAUAGGCUCUUUCUUUGUCUAGCAGGUCGGAGCGCGCUGUCUUACUGCUUCCUCUUGGCACCCUGGAUUCUGUAACCCUAGAAUUUGCUGUGUUUGAGAAACCUACAUGGGGGAGGGGAGAGGAAAGGGCAGGGGCUAUGCAUCUUGUUCUUACUUUUGUGUAAAGUGCCACAGGUGUCUUAGUUUGCAUAUUCAAAUAUAUAGAAAAACAGUCUGAUGUGUAUUUCUUCAGUCAGCCUCUUGUUAUAUUUAUGGAAGUGACCCAUUUUUGUACCUUCUUAGCUGAAACAGUUGCCUCUUUUUAUACUGGCAAUUAAUUUAUAUAAGACUUUGUAUCUCCUGUAUUUACAGUAUUGGUUGCUGGAUAACUGCCAUAUCACCCUGUCUUUCUAGUGAAAUAUACUCUAUACUUAGAAGUUGACAGGUUCAUGUGGACAUUUGCUAGGCAAGAAGAACUUGCCCUGUUUAUGAUUUUAUGAUUUCCACUGUCUUGCAAUGAAAAUAAAUGCUUAGUAGAA
This is a messenger RNA of Psammomys obesus (fat sand rat), 3229 nucleotides long. RefSeq names its product ADP ribosylation factor like GTPase 15 (gene Arl15). Gene Ontology annotation, molecular function: GTP binding; GTPase activity. The transcript is spliced from 6 exons. Lineage: Eukaryota; Metazoa; Chordata; Mammalia; Rodentia; Muridae. Bases 158 to 772 code for a protein of 204 amino acids. The record is from RefSeq and is a predicted model, not a curated record.